This is a messenger RNA of Prosopis cineraria, 2040 nucleotides long. RefSeq names its product transcription factor bHLH122. Lineage: Eukaryota; Viridiplantae; Streptophyta; Magnoliopsida; Fabales; Fabaceae. The transcript is spliced from 7 exons. The coding region runs from base 375 to 1622 and encodes 415 amino acids. Gene Ontology annotation, cellular component: nucleus. Gene Ontology annotation, molecular function: protein dimerization activity; RNA polymerase II cis-regulatory region sequence-specific DNA binding; DNA-binding transcription factor activity, RNA polymerase II-specific. The record is from RefSeq and is a predicted model, not a curated record. Gene Ontology annotation, biological process: regulation of transcription by RNA polymerase II.
GGAAACAUGCCAAUAUCUGAGACCCCGGUUUCAUGGAAUGUGUUCACUUCUUAUUGGCUCCUCGCCCCACUCCUCCAUUUUUAAUGCCAAAAUUUUCCUCUCUCCUCAUCCUUCCGCUCUAUAUCCACUCGCUCGCCGCUCCCGCACCUCUCUUCGCUAUACUGAGGGAUUCCGUUUUCGGCUUCAACGCAUAUUUAAGUUCAAAAUAUGUCCUUGCAAUUGCCAGCAAACUUCCUUGGAGUACCCAGAAACAUGGCACGAUCUGAGAACUGAGAAGGGAAAGUUGGCACGAAAUUCGUCGAAAAGAACAAAGCCUUCUCCGUCAUAAAAAUCCGAUACACCUGAAUAGAAUUUUGAAGUGAACCUGGGAAGCAAUGGAGUCAGAUCUUGAGCACCGCUCUUCAAUGUUACAUGGUCAUCAGCAGCAGCAGCAGAUGAAUUCUGGUUUGACACGGUACAGAUCGGCUCCGAGCUCAUAUUUCACGAAUGUCAUAGACAAGGAAUUCUAUGAGGACGUGUUCAAUCGGCCUUCCAGCCCCGAAACAGAGCGAAUUUUUUCACGGUUUAUGAAUAGCCUUGCUAAUGAGUCAGAAGAUGCACCGGCUCAAUAUCUUUCAUCUGCUCGACAAAAUUCUGCUGUGAAGGAAGAGAUGGAUCAGCAGCCUCAGGUUAUGCCUUCCGUGAACAAUGAAAUGGAGGCUUUCGAGCUGCAGCAGCAGCAGAACAGUAUUAAUAAUUUUGUAUCUGCUCCGCAGAAUCUUUUCCAAAGCUCAGGGCGUCCACCUUUGCCGAAUCAGACCCUGACUUCUUCAGCUAUGGAAGGAGUCUAUUCGAGGGCAAGUCAUCGAUUGUCACAUAUGAAGGCUCCCGAUGCAAAUAAUUCCAAUCUAAUCAGGCACAAUAGCUCACCCGCUGGACUCUUUUCCACCAUAAACAUUGAAAGCUUUGCUACUAUGAGAGGCGCAGGCAUAUUGGGAUCUGGUAAUAACACAAGCGAAGAAGCGAACUUCUCUUCAGCGAUGAGGAUGAAAAAUCCGCCAAAAUACUCGAAAGGCUUAAUGUCUUCCAUAGCUGAAGUUGGGGGCAAAGGCAACACAGAUCAUAUUCAAGACACUGAAUCUUUUGCUGAAAGUCAAGAUAAUGAGUUUAUCACAGGUUUCCCCCCAGGUCCUUGGAACGAUUCUGCACUCAUGUCUGACAAUACUGCUGGACUAAAAAGAUUUAGAGACGAGGAUGCAAAAACAUUUUCUGAGACUCAGAACGAGGCAGCCAGCCAGCCUGGUCCUGCUCCUCUGGCUCAUCACCUCAGCUUGCCAAAAACUUCAGCUGAAAUGGCAGCCAUUGAAAAGUUUCUGCAGUUCUCAGAUUCUGUUCCCUGUAAAAUUCGUGCUAAGAGGGGGUGUGCGACUCACCCGAGAAGCAUCGCAGAGAGGGUUAGAAGAACUAAGAUCAGUGAGCGCAUGAGGAAACUACAAGAUCUGGUCCCCAACAUGGACAAACAAACAAACACAGCAGACAUGUUGGACUUGGCUGUCGACUACAUUAAAGACCUUCAAAAGCAGGUUCAGACGCUUUCAGACAGUAAUGCAAAGUGCACGUGUCCACACAAGCAGAGGCAGUGAUGGAAAAGAUGAGGGAGGAUACAGCUGCAUCAUUGUACAGAUUUGUAAUAAAUGUGGUUCAGGAAGAAGAUCAUAUGGGGGGAAGAGCAAGGUAGAGGGUUUGCUCAUAACAACUAACCGUAAGAUGCUACAGAGAGCAGGCAUGGGUGUACAAAAUUGAUGCUGUAAGAUAAUUUGUUUUAGGGCAGUUAAGAGACGAAUUAAUGCGGUGUUUGCUUGUUUCCUGAUGGAGUAGUAAAGAGGAUAUGUUGUUGUUGUAUGGUUUCGCCUUCGCAUUAAAUGGCAAUAAGGGAAACAUCGUGGAGGGGCCGACGUGGUCAUGUGUUAUGAGGCUCGAGUCCUGCCUUUCCCUUUUUUUCCUCCAUAUAUGGGUUUCUCCAAUAAUGUCAUUCUGGUGGUGUUCGUUCCAUUUUCGAAA